This is a messenger RNA of Artibeus jamaicensis (Jamaican fruit-eating bat), 5794 nucleotides long. It is a transcript of the gene MORC4, whose product is annotated as MORC family CW-type zinc finger 4. Gene Ontology annotation, molecular function: ATP hydrolysis activity; zinc ion binding. Bases 1068 to 3665 code for a protein of 865 amino acids. NCBI's taxonomy places the organism in Eukaryota, Metazoa, Chordata, Mammalia, Chiroptera, Phyllostomidae. The record is from RefSeq and is a predicted model, not a curated record. Gene Ontology annotation, cellular component: nucleus; nucleoplasm. The transcript is spliced from 17 exons.
AAAUUUAGAGAAUUUUUAAUGACCCCUGGUUUAUGUAUAUGUGCUGGAUUUUGUUUCUGAUUUUAUCUUAAAACAAACUUGAAUCUGUUAGAGGGUCCCAUUUAUUUAGAAGAGAUAAUUUAAUCCCAUCAUAACGUCUACCCAAGGAUUCCACUUACCACAUUUUCUUUUUUUAUUUAUUUAAAAAAAUUUAUUUAUUUUUAGAGGGGGAAGAGAGGGAGAAAAAGAGGGAGAGAAACAUCAAUGUGUGGUUGCCUCUGGUGUGCCCCAUACUGGGGACCUGGCCCGCAACCCAGGCAUGUGACCUGAGAAUUGAACUGGCAACCCUUUGGUUCACAGGCCCAUACUCAGUCCACAGAGAUGCACUAGCCAAGGUUCUUUUUUAAAUAAUUGAAUUUUAGAGGUACCUUUGCAAAUUAUUGUUAAGUAUGUUAGUUUUUCUUUUAUUGGUUUGGGGGCAUACUACUUUUAUAUUUGGAAAAAUAAUAGAGGUGGUUAUGCAAAAUUAUUAAGCCUACAGAAGUUCAAUUUGAUUUGUAACAUUUUUAUUCUUUUUUAAAUUGUAUUUUUCAUUGAUAUUAUUUUGUGUUAGUUUUGGGGAUACAUAGUGGUUAGACAAUCAUAUACUUUACAAAGUGUUCCCACCAAAUUGCAGCACCCAGCAUACACAGUUGUUUGAAUGUUAUAGACUAUAUUUUCUAUGCUGAAGUUUAUAACCCUGUGACUACCAAUUUGUAUUUCUUAAUCCCUUCACCCUUUUCACUUCCCCCAUCCUCCCUGUGUUCUCUGUUUCUAUGAGUGUUUCAAUUUUCUUUGUUUAUUUUGUUCUUUAGAUUCCAGAUAUAAGUGAAAUCAUAUGGUAUUUGUCUUGCUCUGAUUGGCUUAUGUCGCUAGCAUAACAAAAAGGAGCAUUUCUAUACCUGGAAAAGGAUUUUGGGGAGCAAAUCCAAGAAAAUCUCACAUCCAUCUCAGUACCAUCUUUAUUCAGCUUUGGAUUUACAGAUAAAGUAAUAAAGAAGAGCCAGUGUCCGAUUGGGGUCUUUGGUAAUGGUUUCAAGUCAGGGUCCAUGCGACUAGGAAAGGACACUCUUGUCUUCACCAAGAAUGGGGGUACCCUCACUGUUGGACUCCUGUCACAGACUUACCUGGAAUAUGUCCAGGCCCAGGCAGUUAUUGUACCAAUUGUUCCAUUCAACCAGCAAAAUAAAAAAAUGAUUAUUACUGAGGAUUCCUUGCCAAGCCUAGAAGCCAUCUUGAACUAUUCAAUUUUCAACAGUGAAAAUGACCUCCUGUCUCAGUUUGAUGCCAUCCCAGGCAAAAAAGGCACUCGUGUUAUUAUUUGGAAUAUCCGCAGAGAGAGAGGAAGGGAGAAAAAAGAGAGAACCAUCGAUGUGAGAGAGAAACAUCGAUCGGUUGUUUCCCAUACGCGCCCCGACUGGGGAUCGAACCCGCAACCUAGAAAUAAAGAUGGGAAGUCUGAGUUGGACUUUGAUACAGAUCAAUAUGACAUCCUGGUAUCAGACUUUGGCACAGAAGAAAAAGAGACUGGUGGUGUUACCUCUGAACUGCCAGAAACAGAGUAUUCCUUACGGGCAUUUUGUGGUAUUCUGUAUAUGAAGCCACGAAUGAAAAUUUUUCUGCGUCAAAAGAAGGUGACUACCCAGAUGAUUGCCAAGAGCCUGGCUAAUGUAGCAUAUGAUAUAUAUACACCUACUUUUACAAAUAAGCAGGUGAAAAUAACUUUUGGCUUCUCUUGCAAGAAUAAUAACCAAUUUGGAGUAAUGAUGUAUCACAACAACCGUCUCAUAAAGUCCUUUGAGAAGGUGGGAUGCCAGGUGAAGCCAACUCAUGGAGAAGGUGUUGGAGUAAUUGGAGUCAUUGAGUGCAAUUUCUUAAAACCUGCGUACAACAAACAAGACUUUGAGUAUACCAAGGAGUACCGAUUGACCAUAAAUGCCCUUGCCCAGAAGCUCAAUGCUUAUUGGAAGGAAAAGACUUCCAAAGAGAAUUUUGAGACCUCAGCCAUAGCUAGGGCAAUACCAGGACAUUGUUGGAACUGUACCAUGGAAUUUGACAGCAGAAGUAGAGAAUCCGGCAUAGCAGAAAAAAGGAAGAUUCCUGACCAGACGUGGGUACAGUGUGAUGAGUGUCUUAAAUGGAGAAAGCUUCCUGGCAAGGUUGAUCCAUCUACAUUACCUGCAAGAUGGUUUUGCUACUAUAAUUCCCAUCCAAAGUACAGGAGAUGCUCUGUUCCAGAAGAACAAGAACUCACUGAUGAAGAUCUGUACUUGAACAAAGUUAAGAAACAAGAUCAAACUGUUGAGAAGAAGGUGCCAAUGGAAAAUGAGAAUCACCAGGUAUUCACUAACCCACUCAAUAGCCCUACUAUUCAAGAUAUGGAUGAAUUAAAUAAUAAAACAAUUGGCUAUGAGGAAAUUGAUAGCCCUAGCCGACUUCCAUCUGUUGGAGAAGAAAGCAAAACACCUGUUUUUCAACUUAAGCCUCUGGACUCCAGUGUUUUUCAGUUUCCCAGUAAGUACAAAUGGAUUCUUGGUGAGGAACCUAUGGAGAAACGAAGAAGGCUCCAGAAUGAAAUGACAACACCUCCUCUUGAUUAUUCCAUGUCUGGCUCUUACAGGAGGGUAGAGGCAGCUGUUGCUUACCCAGAAGGGGAGAAUAGCCAUGAUAAAUCCAGUUCUGAGAGAAGCACACCACCAUACCUUUCUCCAGAGUACCCAGAAGCAAACAAGAAUACGAGUCAAAGUAGGGGGGGUUCAGUUCUGUAUUCAGGGGCCCAAGAACAACACCAGGGAUCCAUGCUCCCUGAAGAAUUAGAAGAUCAGAUGCCAAGAUUGGUAGCAGAAGAAUCUAACAGAGGCAACACAAAUAUAAGCAAAGAGGAAGUAAACAAGGGACUUUUUGUAGCUGUUGUUGGUGUUGCAAAAGGUGUUCGAGAUUCAGGAGCUCCCAUUCAGCUGAUCCCUUUUAACCGAGAGGAGCUUGCUGAGAGAAGAAAAGCAGUGGAAUCCUGGAACCCAGUGCCUUAUCCUUCUGUGACCUCUUCUAUAAUUCCUGCUGUAGCCACUAGGGAGAAAGGAAGAAGCUAUGAGGAGAGUGGAAGUUGUCAUAUGCCAAAGAUGAAGAACCAAAGACAGCUAGAAGAACUGAAAAGAACCACAGAAAAAUUGGAACGUGUUCUGGCUGAAAGGAAUUUGUUCCAGCAAAAGGUGGAGGAGCUGGAACAGGAGAGGAAUCACUGGCAUUCUGAAUUCAAGAAAGUCCAACAUGAAUUGGUGACCUACAGUACGCAGGAAACGGAAGGCUUGUAUUGGAGCAAGAAACACAUGGGCUAUCGUCAAGCUGAAUUCCAGAUUCUGAAAGCUGAGCUGGAAAGAACCAAAGAAGAAAAGCAAGAAUUAAAAGAGAAACUAAAGGAGACAGAGAUGCACCUGGAAGUGCUGCAGAAGGCUCAGGUCUCCUACAGGACCCCAGAGGGAGAUGACCUAGAAAGGGCUUUGGCAAAGCUUGCGAGGCUGCGUAUCCACGUCAGCUAUCUCCUUACUUCUGUCCUCCCUCACUUGGAGCUUCGUGAGAUCGGGUUUGACUCAGAACAAGUGGAUGGGAUCCUGUAUACGGUGCUGGAGGCAAAUCACAUACUGGAUUGAGCACUAGACCAUAUACUCUAUCUACCCUUCUCUUUUCUCCCUUUCUCUUCUCCCCUCUUCUCCCCUCUUCUCUCUUAUCUCCCUCCUUUCGUCCCUCCCUCCCCCACUUUCCUCAUAUUCUCUCUUGCCUUUAUGCCUUAUAUAGAGAAUCUUUGAGUAAAUCCUGGCUCUUAAUCAGUCUGCUUCUUAUUCAGUUUGGCGUGAGGAAAGAGACUAGUUCAAUAGGCUUUUAAGAGUUCUAGCAACAGAAAUGCAAUAGUCACAAAACCAGGUGACCUGAAAUCUUUAGCUUUCAUGACUUAGAUACUUGGCCUUUUUUAUAUCCUUUCUGAAAUGGUUUGUAUUCAUUUAGGUUAAAUCAGUCAAUAAAUAUCGGAUUCAAAGUAUUGGGUUGGCCAAAAAGUUUGUUUGUUUUUCUGUAAGAUGUCUCUAGUAGCAUUUAGUUGACUUUAACUUCAUUUCAAACCAUUUUGUUAGAUUGUAUUGUGACAGCUAUCAUAUCAGCAUUCUUAAAAAAAUAAAACCUUACCAAAAUUGGUGAAUUUUUGUUGCCAUUUUAAUAUUGAAAAUAGAAGAAAGUACACAACAUUUUUGGCAUAUUAUGCCUUAUUAUUUCAAGAAAAGUAAAAAUAUAACUGAAUGCAAAAAAUGAUUUGUCUAGUGUAUGGAGAAGGUGCUAUGACUGAUUGAACAAACAUAUCAGAAGUGGUUUGUGAAGUUAUGUGCUGGAGGUUUUUUGCUGGAUGUUGCUUCAUGGUCGGGUAGACUAGUUGGAGACCAGCCAUCAAAUCAAGACAUUAAUUGAGGACAAUCAACAUUAUACCAUGGAGGAGAUAGCUGACAUACUAAAAAUACCCAAAUGAAUAAAGUUAUUGGUGAAUGAGAAAUGUGUCUUUUAUUUUACAGGAAAAGCUAAAUGGACUUUUUGGCCAACUGAAUACUAAGUGUUCUGGGAUAAAUUAAGAAGUAUAACUCAAGGGUUCAGCCUUCAAGGAUUGAAUAAUAUAGUUGGAAACACAAGAUAUGCACCAAAUUAACUUGUACAAGAGAGAGUAGUACAAGCAUGGUAGGGAAGGUCUGGAGGAGGAAGUUCAAGGAAGGCAUCACAUCAGAAAUGGAACCUAAACUAAGGUUUGUUUAAAGAACAAGCAAGACCACACUUCAAAACAGUUGUUAUUUAGGUGGUAGGACUAUGGUUGAUUUUUUUCUUCUUGCUAUCUUCUUGCCUUUUUCAAAUUUUCUAUAAAAACCUGUCAUUCCUACAUUGGAAAAAAUAAAUCAUUUUUAAAAGAAUGAGUAGGUUUGGAUUUAGAUAUCAAAUGAGAGACUGUGAAACUAUAAGUUGAUUUUAUAUUUGUAAUUUGUUUAUUUUGCAUUCUGGAAGAAUAGCAUGAGCAAAGGCAUGGAAAAAGCUGGAAUGUAAAAAAUGUGUUUAAUAAGAAUGAUGGGUUAAUGUAAAGAGAACUAAGGUUAAAUCAUGACCCAUCUACCCACCUCCCUCUGUGUUUUUUUGCAUUUUAAUGAAGAAUUCUUGGAAAAGAAAUCUUUAAAGCCCAAAUUAAAAAAAAAUAAGGUAUCACCAAACUGCCAAAAGAGAAAAGGAAUAUGGAUUUUCUUUCCCACAGAUAUUCUUUUUUUAUUGAAUUUAUUGGGGUGACACUAGUUAACAAAAUUAUACAGGUUCUAGGUGCACAAUUCUACAAUACUUCAUCUGUACACUGUAUUGUACCACAGACACUCUGAAUAUCAUCAAAAGGAAGCUCUUUUUAAAAAAGAUUUUAUUUAUUUAUUUAUAGAGAGAGAAGAAGGGAGGGAGAGAAACAUCAAUAUGUGGUUGCCUCUGGCACACCCCCUACUGGGGACCUAGCCUGCAACCCACACAUGUGCCAUUACUGGGAAUUGAGCCAGCAACUCUGCUUCACAGGCUGGCACUCAAUCCACUGAGCCACACCAGCUAGCCACUGCAAAAGGAAGCUCUUUAACAUACAAUGUUGAAAUGUUGUUAAUUACAGAAUAUAAUCAGAAGAAGCCUAUAAAGACCAGGUCUUGACAGUUAACAGGAACCUAAACAACAAAACAAACAAGCAAGCAAAAUAUAACCAAAGACACUGAAAUAGAGAAUAGGCUGA